AAUCUCGGUGAACUAUCAGUUAAGAGUUCUCUCGGUGAAAGUGUCUUGAUGAGAAAGCCCAAGAAUUCCUCCAUUGCAUCUCACAAUGACGUCGAGAGUUUACCAAUACUUGGCCACGAUCAGCGGAAAUAUCGCCGCGAUUGCCUUUGGAACAGUAGUCGGCUGGGUAUCUCCUGUCAUUCCAGUUCUGCUCACUCCAGACAGUUCUCUCCCGUCUGGUCCAAUAAGUGACGAUCAAGCAUCCUGGAUCAAUUCGUCAACUUGCUUGGGCGGAAUAAUCGGGAAUGUUAUUUUCGGUGCUUUGGUGGAUCGCAUUGGCCGAAAAUGGUCGCUGUUCCUCCUCUCACUUCCGCUCGCAACGUCCUUCCUGCUGAUCCUGUUCGCUCAGGAUGGCAACUACUUGCUGGCAUCCAGAAUCGUAGGAGGAAUCGCUGGAGGGGGACUGUUUAUUGCAUUGCCGAUUUACAUUAAUGAAAUCUCUGAAGAUAAGGUUCGUGGGCGACUGGGAGCUGCUUUGAUUGUCUUAGACAACACUGGCAUCCUCGUUGGGUAUGUGAUUGGAAGCUACAUGACGAUCUCAACCUUUCCCUAUGUGGUCUUAGCCUUAGUCGCUAUUUUUGCCACAACAUUCCUUUUCUUCCCCGAAACGCCUUACUAUCUUUUGCUAAAGAAUCGACCUGCUGAAGCGGAAAAGUCAUUGAAGUUUUUCCGCGGAGUCAAGGACGAUGCCAAGAGUGAUACAUUGACUAGUAUUCAGACUGAAUUUGAGAACAUGAAGAACCUAAUUAAUAGCGCUAGUAAGAAGGAUUCCGUAACAAUCCAAGAUCUUAUCGCUCCCACGACGAUACGCGCAGUUCUUAUCAGUCUGGUGUUGUUGUUGGGCACGGACUUUUGCGGUGUGUUUGCUAUUGUAACAUACACAACUAGCAUCUUCCAAGAGGCCGGCUCAGACCUCAGCCCGAAUUUAUCGGCCAUCGUUGUGGCGGCGAUUCAAGUUGUCGGUUCCCUGAUAUCAUCCUGGCUCGUCGAUCGCGCCGGACGGAGAGUUCUCCUGAUUGUCAGCGCAACCGGAACAGCCCUGUGUCACACCGCCCUCGGAGCUCAUUUGUUCCUCAAAGCUUCCGGAGUUGACAUGUCUGCUUACGGCUGGCUACCGCUAUCCGCCCUCUCCGGGGCCGUUUUCAUCUGCAACAUCGGCAUCAACAAUCUGCCUUUCUUCAUCUUUGCCGAGUUCCUACCGCCAAAGAUUCUGGGCUUCCUCGCCACGGCAUUCCUCUUCAUAUCGUGGACAGCAGCAUUUCUCGUCAUCCUCUACUACACAUACAUUGUGGAAGCUUUCGGAAUGUACACUUGUUACUGGUUCUUUGCUGGCUUCUGCUUCUUCGAGGCGCUUUUUGUGCUUUUCCUAGUGCCCGAGACGAAAGGCAAGAGCUUUGAAGCUAUCCAAGAAGCUCUCGCCGGAAAGAGACGCAAACCCACACCGUCACCCACAGUCUACACCAUAAGCUUUGCUGUGAAAAUUGAAUUGUGGGGCGCGAGAAAGAUGAAGUUGAUUAAUUUUUCAAGUAUCAAUCAUCAAUUUGUGGCAGUGUUCUGUGUGAUGCCAUUACCCAAACCUCUAGUGAACAUUAUUAGUUUGGCACAUGGCUCCACUGUUGGAUGGCUCUCACCCUUCCUGCCCAUCCUGCUGUCCGAAGAGUCACCUUUGAUCACGGGCCAAAUUUCCAUCGAUGAGGCAUCCUGGAUUGGCGCCCUGCUUUGCGUUGGCGGGAUUAUUGGGUGCGCCGUGUACGGUAGUUUGGCCACAAGAUGCGGACGCAAAACAACGAUCUUGUUGCUAGCUGUUCCGCACAUCGGUUUCUGGCUGUGCGUCAUCUUUGCCGAUUACGUGUAUCACCUGUACUUGGCCCGCUUUUUCGCAGGCGCUACGGGCGGCGGCCUCUACAUUGUCGUCCCUCUGUUCGUUGCCGAAAUCGCUGACCCCAGUAUUCGUGGUCGCCUAGGUGCCAUCCUACCGUUGGCCGUCAGCAUGGGCAUCUUCAACGGUUAUGUUGCGGGAACCUUCAUUCAUCAUAGCUACAUUCCUUUCCUCAUGCUCAGUUUGUCUGCAUUCUUCCUGUUGAGCGUGAUCUCUCUGCCAGAGACCCCGCUCAGCCUCCUUAAAGCUAACAGAGUAGCAGAUGCGGAGGCGUCCUUUAAGUUCUACAAAAACGCUAGUGGCAUAACUGAUACAAAGAUGAAGGAAGACUUUGAGCGUGUUAGAGAACAACAGAUGAAGAGUCAAAGUCGCGAGGAAAAACUGCAACUCAGUGAUUUCACUACUCCAGCUGCCAAGAAGGGUUUUGUCAUCGGAAUUGGUCUUAUGCUUCUGACUCAGUUCUGUGGCUGCUUCGCUUUUGUCAACUACACCGCAACCAUCUUCAAGGAAUCAGGAUCAGAACUUGAUCCCAACAUUUCGUCAAUUGUUCUGGGCAUGGUGCAAAUCUUCGGGACCUACACAUCGACCAUCUUUGUCGAUCGCGCUGGUCGGAAGACCUUGCUUAUGAUAUCGUCGAUCGGCGCUGCUACUGGAUUGAUCCUGAUGGGUUCAUACUCCUUCUUCAAGUUCCAGGGCUACGCCUUAGCUUUCCUGGACUGGGUGCCCGUGGUGACCCUCUCGCUGGUUAUCUACAUCUCGUCGGUGGGCAUUCUGGCGCUCCCCUACAUCGUGCUCGCCGAGGUGCUCCCCUCGAAAAUAAGAGCUGUUGGAUCCAGUUUCUGUUUGGUCACGAUAAGCAUCUCUGCGUUUGUCAUCUUAAAAGCGAUGCCGAUCUUGAUGACUACCAUCCAGUUGUUUGGCUGCCUCUGGCUCUUCGCCGCGUUUUGCAUCGUCGGGGCCAUCUUCAUAGCUCUCGUUGUGCCGGAGACCAAGGGCAAGGUGCUGGACGACGAUGUUCAGGCCAAUGAUAAGGAACUCCAGCCGACAGUGUGAAAAUAUGCGUGUGAACUCAGUGGAAUAGGAUAGACUGACUAUUUAACAUUAUGUACAAUGAAUUUAUUCAAGAGUAUUGUAAGUUAUUUAUCAAGUUUAUGUAUAUUACGAUCAUAGUGAAAUAAAUUUGUCUCUCCCAAA
Molecule: messenger RNA, 3112 nt
Organism: Phlebotomus argentipes
Lineage: Eukaryota; Metazoa; Arthropoda; Insecta; Diptera; Psychodidae
Exons: 8
Coding region: 86-2971 (961 amino acids)
Biological process (GO): transmembrane transport; carbohydrate transport
Cellular component (GO): membrane
Molecular function (GO): sugar transmembrane transporter activity
Source: RefSeq, a predicted model, not a curated record